Molecule: messenger RNA, 2159 nt
Organism: Dendronephthya gigantea
Lineage: Eukaryota; Metazoa; Cnidaria; Anthozoa; Malacalcyonacea; Nephtheidae
Product: arachidonate 5-lipoxygenase-like
Exons: 16
Coding region: 57-2060 (667 amino acids)
Biological process (GO): lipid oxidation
Molecular function (GO): protein binding; oxidoreductase activity, acting on single donors with incorporation of molecular oxygen, incorporation of two atoms of oxygen; metal ion binding
Source: RefSeq, a predicted model, not a curated record
GCAAGCAGAAGGCAGUAGUAUUGACAUCAGAGAGUUGAAAAAUCAUUUUCCUCGAAAUGGGAAACAGUUGUACAAAGCUACCGGCGGACUACGAAAUUUUCGUGAAAACAGGGGAUAUGAAGGGCGCAGGAACGGACUCAAAUGUCUACAUCAUUUUGAUAUCUCAGUCAGGAAUUGAAUCCCGUUGCAUCAAUCUUGAUUGCAAAUGGCGUGACGACUUUGAAAAAGGGAAUGUGGAUAGUUUCAAAGUCGGCGGCAUUUCCCGACUUGGUUCCAUUGGAAAGAUUGUUUUGUGGCGAGACUCGUCCGGACUGAAUGACGAAUGGUUUGUCGAGUGGGUGAAAGUUUGCAAUCUUCACGCGAUGUACGAGAAUGUGGAUUGCUUUCCCGUCAACAGGUGGAUAAGACACGACAAACGAAUGGUUAUAACGAAGUAUGACUGCAUGUUACCACAGCUUGAUAGCAACAAAGAGCAAAGAGCUUUAGAAAUCACGGAGAAGAGGCGAACCUAUGGAUUAACAAGAAAAAAACCUGGUAUACCAAAGCAGAUUACAAAAUUCCCGAAGGAUGAACACUUCAGCAACGAAUAUAAGUGGGAUAUCCAAAGCACAAAGUACCGUCUGUUUGCGCAAUCCAAGUUGACCAAGCUUACCACAGACUCUUGGGAAAAUUUACAAGAUUUGAGAAACAUUUAUAAAGGAAAAUUCAGUGUGCCUGAGGGUGCCCAGUACUGGAAAGAUGACAAAAAUUUCGGUCGGCAAAGAUUGCAAGGAUGCAAUCCAAAUGUUAUUCGUUUAUGUACCGAACUUCCAUCAAAUUUUAAAGUUACAGCAACCAUGGUAGAACCGUUUCUUGAAGGGCGUUCUUUGCAAGAUGCGAUGGACCUGAAUAAAAUUUACAUCAUCAACUAUAAAGACAUGCUAGAUGUAACUUGCAUGGAAAACAGAACGUUGGCGGUUCCAAUGGCUUUGUUCUAUGUCAACAAGCAGGAAGAUCUUAUUCCAAUUGCUAUCCAACUCUUUCAAGAGCCAAAAAAAAACAACCCAGUUUUCCUUCCGAACGAUCCGGAAUAUACUUGGAUGUUGGCAAAGAUGUAUUUUAACAACGCUGAUUGUUCUUACCAUCAAGCUUGUACGCACCUCGGUUUCACUCAUUUGAUCGCAGAAACGAUUUGUAUCGGGACCCACAGGCAGCUGUCGCCAUCUCACCCGCUAUUUCGCUUGAUGGCGCCACAUUUUCUGUACAUUUUGGCUAUCAACACGCUUGCGCUCAAUAAACUGAUUUCCCCAAAUGGUUGGAUUGACAACACGAUGACGUGUGGAGCAAAUGGAAUUCUUGAAAUAGUGAAAAAAAGUUGGAAAACCUGGAGACUGGAUGUGCAAGGUUGGUUGCCCAGCGAUCUGGCCUUCAGAGGGGUAGAUGAUUUGGAAGCUCUCCCCUACUAUCCAUACAGAGAUGAUGCCGUGCUAUUACAUCAGGCUAUCUGGGAUUAUGUACGCGAUGUGCUGCAGGGCCAUUACGAUACACCAGAAAAGCUCAUCGAUGAUUGGGAGAUUCAAGAGUGGGGAAAAAUGUUGACAGAUGAAAGAGAAGGUCUGGGCAUUAAGGGCGUACCCGGAGAUGGUAGUUUCACCAACUUGGAAGAUCUCAUUCAAACUGUGACAUCUGUGAUAUUUAUAUGCAGCGUUGGACAUGCAGCGUCUAAUUUUGGUCAAUAUGAUGACUACGCCUUUCCACCCAACUAUCCAGCGAUACUACGUGGCAACCCUCCAACUGAUAAGACAGAGUUAUCAGCGAAGGAUAUUCUUGCACAGCUACCAAGUAAAAAUACAACGCUCAGCAUCAUGGUAGUUACAAAAAUACUAAGUGAUCGUGGAACGAACUCUCUUGGUAAUUUUGAAGUUCAGUAUAUGCAUGACCCGAUUGGAAUUGAAGCUGUAAAACGAUUCAAGAAACGGCUCUUAGAAGUGGGAGAAAUAAUUGACGAAAGAAAUAAACGUCGCCAAUUUCCCUACCCGUACUUGCAUCCUCUUGAAGUGCCUAAUUCUAUUAGCAUUUAAUUCCAAUGCAUAAAUAAAACUCUAAGAAUUCUCUGGAGUUACUUGAUUAUAAUGAAUAUCUAUUGAAUUAUGCCGUAUAAUUAUAAUGAUUAUAAACUU